Lolium perenne is the source of this 1632-nucleotide messenger RNA. RefSeq lists its product as uncharacterized. The record is from RefSeq and is a predicted model, not a curated record. NCBI's taxonomy places the organism in Eukaryota, Viridiplantae, Streptophyta, Magnoliopsida, Poales, Poaceae.
GACUCCGACCCUUCUUAUUAUUGAACCCUUCUUAUUAACCCCCGUCGUGGCGAAGCCCAGGCCUCUCGUGGAGAAACCCCCGCUGCCCGCGCGACGCUCGAUUCCGCCGCCGGCCCUUCCCCGACGAUCCCGACGCACGAUUCCGCCGCCCCCCGCGCGACAUAGCAGAAUUCGAUGGAAUUGGAAGAUCUAGUUGUGCCCACAACUACUUUUGAGCCAGUGGAUGUGCUAAUCAAGCCACUCCCGUCCAGGAAGCCACUCCGGUCCACCAAGCCGCUCCCGCCCACCAAGCCAUCUUUGCUUCCAUACCUUCAAUACAAAGAGGACAAAGAAAAGCGGGACAAGGAGGAACGGGCAGAGAUUGAAGCCGCGGAAGAGAAGUGGCACAAAAUUAUGCAAUCAGGAAUGGAAGUCCUGAGGAGGACGGGCCAGCUUAUCGAAAUCGUGUACUGCAAAGUUGAUGUGCGCCACUUGGUCAACCGCACGAGUAACUGUGAUGAAAUCAAGUGGGGAAAUGAGCCUGUUGAUAAGGAGAUUGUGCUCGAGAGAGAAAAUGCCCUCUGGAAUGCUGCUAUGGAAUAUCGGAAAGUUCAAAACAUGGCUUCUGAGUAUGAUUUGAUUCCCAGCAAUAUGACCUUAUUUCCUAUAAUGUCGAAGAAGUCCAUGUGGUACCAUUGCAAUCUUGUGGGCUGUAAGAGAGAAUUUCCUUCAAAAGGGGUGCAACAACAUUUCUUUCUUGAGGUCAACAUGACUCGAGGGAAGACAUACAAUGUGACGGCAUGCAUUACACUUGCUGAUGAUGACGUUGACAAUACAUGUAAGGCAUGUCCUUCUCAUAUGGGCAUUUUGCAUCCAUGCAAAGGAGGAUUUGCUUUUGGGUGCAAAGAAGCAGGUCCAUGUAAGGAGGAUGUGGGUGCCACACCAGCAAGUUGGAUGGACAUAGGUGUGCCCUCACCUUCCAUAUCUGCUUCGUUGCCUACCCUGGGGAAUGAAAGCCUAGGACCUGUCGCCAGAAGACUAUCAGCCUUUCUUGGAGGUGAAACUUCCCAAUCUGUCCCACCUACAGUAGCUGGAAUAAGCGCUCCUCCCAAAUCAGAAUCGUUGCCUACUAUGCUGAAUGGAAGCCCAGACCCUAUCACAAAAAAACAACUGGAACUGGCAUUGGCUAGAGGUGGAACUUCCAGACCCUUUCCACCUGUGGCAUCUGCAAGAAGCGCCCCUCUUGUGGCCAGGCUGAAUCAAAGCCCACGGCCUAUCACAAAAAGACAAUUGGAAUUGGCGUUGGCAUCGGCACUGGCUGGAGGUGGAACUUCGUCAGACAGCACAUCUCAAGACAGGCCCCAAUGCAAUUAGCAAGGAGUACUUUUUGGGAGUUACUUUUUGUGCGUGGGUUUAUGCCAUUUGUUUCACAGGAAGUUAGUCUGGUCCGUGUUAGUUACUGUUAGGCUACUUUGUUUGAAACUGGUCCAGUUUGUUUGGAACUAGAUGAUAAAAUGUACUGUAAGCUGAAAAUGUCACUGGGUGAUUCAUGCUCUGUCUGGUGGAAUUCCUAUUCAAUUUUGAUGUACGGAGUAUUAUUAUUUAUGGUCUUAGGCCAAAUUAUAUUGCUGCUUUCCAGGCAUCAAGAAUAGC